Messenger RNA from Caenorhabditis bovis, 981 nucleotides. Lineage: Eukaryota; Metazoa; Nematoda; Chromadorea; Rhabditida; Rhabditidae. The record is from the annotation of a GenBank genome assembly.
AUGAGCUCGUCACAAUACGUCCUAUUCUUCGAUAUUUACUAUCAUUUCUACGCAAUUGUCGGCUUAAUUCUUCAAUUAUUCCUAUUAUUUCUGAUUUUCAAAAAGUCGCCAUCGUCUCUCGAACAUUUGAAAUAUUUUCUUUAUAAUACGUGCAUUACCCAAAUUGCACUCGUUCUUUCGACAUUCAGUUCACAGCACAGAGUUUUGCCAAAUUUGGGCUCCACUGCCAUUCUUCCAAGAGGACCAUGCAAAUUAAUCGGACCAAAAACAUGCUUCACAAUGUAUCAUAUUUAUACAGCUCUUGGAGCCGACGCCGGCAUAGCUAUCAGCAGUACCGUGCUCUUCCGCUACCUGGUCCUAACGCGAAACAGUUUCGGACCAAAGCAAAUCGCCAUAUUGAUCAUAGCCGCCCAUUUCUUUCCAUUCAUUCUUCUUCUAGUCCCUUUCACCGACACGUGGAAUUUCGAGGCCGUCCGAAAUGUGACCCACGCCGAGCAUCCCAAAUACGAUCUAUCGAUUUAUGAGCCGUUCGUUGGCUUCGCCGACACCCAAUCAAUCCAAUUCCUCGUAGGAACAGCUAUUUUAACAUUAGGAGCCUAUUGUGUGCCUUUAAUUAGUGCGCUGCUCACCAGACAGGUUUUGGUGCUGAUUCGCCAACAUCAGAACAUGUCGGAUCGCACGAAAAAGCAAGCGACCACUUUAAUCUACGGUCUUAUAUGGCAAACGCUGUUCCCUAUAAGUAUUUACAUUCCAAUAUAUUCUUGCUAUCUUUAUACACAAUCCACAGGAGAAGAGAUAUUAUUGACAGAACAUCUCUUCCUCGCUCUCGCCAGCCUUCCCGGCCUAGUCGAUCCACUCAUAUCAUUCUACUUUGUCGUCCCUUAUCGCGCCUACAUUCUUACCAGCCUUGGACUCAAGAAACCAAUUGUCUACCGGGAAACGAUUGCAGUGACAUGUUCUGUUAUGGCGGCCGGAAAAUGA